Paramecium octaurelia is the source of this 525-nucleotide messenger RNA. NCBI's taxonomy places the organism in Eukaryota, Ciliophora, Oligohymenophorea, Peniculida, Parameciidae. The record is from the annotation of a GenBank genome assembly.
AUGUUAAAUCAAUAUGGAUGGAAUUUGCUCCAGCACCCUAUAGUACUUUAAAUUCAAGCAAACACAACAUCAUUUUCUUUAGUUGAUUUACCUCCUCAAGCUAGAAAAGCAAAGCUCUAUAUAUGUCUCUAGUCUGGACAUUGUUAAGGAGAUUCAACUGUUACUUGGAUUUUUUCCACAAAAGUAGAAAUGAUCAAAAUUUCUGGUUUACCAUGUGCUUAAAAUGCAUGGUCAGUUAAUAGUGAAAAUAUUGCCAUAAGGCUUGAUGAGAAAAAAUUAUUGAAAUAAGUAGACAGGGAAAUUUUCCAUCAGGCAGCUUUUCAAUCGUAAUUGAAGCUUUAGGAUAUAAAUGAAUUAAUUUAAGUAUAUUGCAUAAAAUAAUUGAUUUUUAUUAAUUGUGAAUCUAAAGUGAGGUACUUUAAGUUUUGGAAUUAAGCCCAUUUAGUUAAAUUAGCUUAUUACUUAGGAUAGCAUCAAAAACAAUUUUAUUUCAUCUAAUUUGUAUCAAAACUGGUAAAAAAAUGA